Cyprinus carpio (common carp) is the source of this 2302-nucleotide messenger RNA. RefSeq lists its product as uncharacterized. The record is from RefSeq and is a predicted model, not a curated record. NCBI's taxonomy places the organism in Eukaryota, Metazoa, Chordata, Actinopteri, Cypriniformes, Cyprinidae.
UUUUAACACACAGCCGUAUCGGACAGCGUCUCUGGCACGUGGGCUUUAUGAGCUCUCUAACGGGACGAGCUGAGGCGCUCACUAAUCCGCGUCUUACAACAUCGACAACCACCAGCCCUUCAAACUUAAAUUUCCAUCCAAACCCCAACGACAACAGCAGGCAGUCAUGACCAUAGACGCGCCAGUUAUUCUGUCCGCACUUUUCUUUACGAUUAUUGCCAUCAUAGUUGCAUCGGCGUUCCUGGCGAAGAAACCUGCGCAAAAGAAAGACCAGAAACAGAAACAGCACGAGGAGAGACCGGAGCGGGCUGCUGAAUAUCACCAGCCCAGAGUAGAGCAACCAGCUCCUGCUCCUGCUCCUGCACAGAAGGAGGUGAUUAUUGAAAAGAAAAGAGAAGAAGCCGUUCCUGUCGUAGAAGCUGAAGUCACCCCGGUGCAACAAACACCUGGACAGGCAGAGGUGAAGGCUGAAGAGGAGAUAGCUGUUGAGCCGAAAAAGGAAGAGCCUGCUGCAGUCGCGCCUGUAAUUGAGGAAGUUGGUGUUGUAGAGGAACAGCCCGCAGUUGAACCUGAGGCCAUCCCUGUGCAAGACACACCUGUCCAGGCAACCCCAGAGCCUGAGCCCGAGCCUGUACCUGAAGAAGUCAUACCAUCAGCACCUGUAGAAGAGCCCAAUCCUGUGCAGGAGCCAGUGCCUGAGCAAGUACCCAACUCGUCACCAGAACCAGUGGCUGAACCAGUGAAGGAGUCUGUCUCAGAACCAGUGAAGGAGUCUGUCUCAGAACCAGUGAAGGAGUCUGUCUCAGAACCAGUGAAGGAGUCUGUCUCAGAACCAGUGAAGGAGUCUGUCUCAGAACCAGUGAAGGAGUCUGUCUCAGAACCAGUGAAGGAGUCUGUCCCAGAACCAGUGAAGGAGUCUGUCCCAGAACCAGUGAAGGAGUCUGUCCCAGAACCAGUGCCUGAACUAGUCCCAGAGGUGCCCAUCCAUGAACCAGCAUCUGAACCCACCCCAGAACCAGCAUCUGAACCCACCCCAGAACCACUUUCUGUACCAACCCCUGAAACAGAGCCUGCACCCAUCGCAGAGCAACUAUCCGCACCAGCCCCCGAAGCAGUGCCUGUGCCCAUCCCCGAGACCUCACCAGUAGCUGAAUCCCUUCCAGAAGUCCUACAGAAUACUGAUGUUGCAGCUGCUUUAGUAACAGAUGAGGUCGAGCCCUCUGCAGCCCUCCCAGAUAAUAAGAGGACCACCAAGUUUGAGAAGAGAAUGACCGAGGAGGAGAUGGACGAGGAACAAAGGAUAGAGUUCACAAAUGACUUUACAGCUCUUUAAACAACACCAGGCAGUAUGCCUGUGUCAGGCCACUGAGAUGCUGAGUAAGCAGAAGUCGACGCAUGUGGGGGGAAAAUGUGCUCCCUCCAAUGAACCUUGAGGACCUUCAGGGACGGAAAAUUACCAUUGUGCUUUUAGUCUUUUUUCCCCCUUUGUCUUCUGUCUGUGAAUAACUUCUUAACGCAAAAUGCCAAAGAACAUAAGAUUAUUUUAUUUUAUAUAUAUAUAUAUAUGAAUAUAUUCUAUAACAUGGCUAUUAAAACAGUAAGUACAUAUUUAAUCCACUCUGAGCUAGAUUUAAUUAUCACUGUGAUGUUACAGUUUACAUUAAGUUUGUGUUUUGGAAACUCUCUUGUAAAGGAAAGGAGGGAUAAUGGUGAACCAGUGAUUCUGAUUUCUUUUAUUUGAUUUGUGAUUAUUUUUUUUAUAUGACAUGAAAUAAUCUUGUGCCUUUGAGCAUAAUGUGUUCUUUAGUCAGCCAAUCAGCAUUCAGGCUCAUUUUCUGUCUAUCCUGCUCUUCUGAAAUACCAUCGCGCCCCCUUGUGGUCACACAUGUACAUGAUGAAAUUUAGACACCAUGUGGAUUUUGUUGUUGUUUUUGGAUGUUAUGUAAAAAAAUAAAUAAAAUAGGUGGUUCUCAUCAAACAUUUUAUGAGUGACAUUUCAUGCCAGAAUCAGAAGAGAAUGGAAAAUUCUACUAUUUGCAUAAAGAAAAAUAAAGCUUAUUUUUAGAACUUUUAUGAUUUUUUUUUUUUUUUUUUUUUUGGCAUUCUGAAAAAAUCUAUAUUUUACUGAUAUAUGAUAAAUGUUAUUAUUGGUAAUACGACAAAUGCCACCAUGUGUGAAUGCUUUUUUUCUGCAUUAUUUUAAAGAGAAUAUCAUUUAGAUUUUUCAGUGAAAUGUGACUCGUGAGGUUUCGUGAGAUUCACCCUAAUGGCUUUUGUGAUAUCAAUAAAGAGCCAAAUUUGA